This is a messenger RNA of Zootermopsis nevadensis, 5483 nucleotides long. Lineage: Eukaryota; Metazoa; Arthropoda; Insecta; Blattodea; Termopsidae. The record is from RefSeq and is a predicted model, not a curated record.
GGUCAGCUCACAAACACACAUUUGAAGAAAAUUUGGCAUAUUAAGGGAGCCUGUGAUUUAUAUGUUGGUAAUCCGUAGUGAGUAAAGGUUGAAGUGUGGUAAUGUGUGAUGGUGAAAAUGCUUAGGAGUAAUUUACUAUGAAUAAUUGAUAAAAGUGUAUAGUGUGAUAUAGAAAGAUCAAAUGACAACUAGAAAUUGCUGUGCUUAUUAGGAAUGGAUGAAAUUUUAUUUCAUAUAUCCCAAAUCUUAGAAGGAUUACAGGUUCACCUGCAUUCAGGGGCUCAGCAUGGCCGCCAUUUGCUUCACAACUAUUCUGAGCAAAUGAAUACAUAUGCAGUAGAUGUAUGGUCUGGACUUAGGUGUGUACAGAUUUGGGAGAAUAUUCAACAUGCCUGGCAGUGGCUGCUGGAAUUCAGUCGAGAGAUGAAGAGGCUUUCACUUCAUAUAUUGAAUCCACAGCAGAUGUACAACCAACUUCUGCAAUUUCUGGGGGCUGAAAUUUCUUGGACAAAUAUGUAUUUUGGGUGUGUUGGAUUUGUUUUGGGAGGAGUUUUGGGGGUUGCUGUUGGCUUUUCAUGGCAAAGAAACCAGCCAAAUGUCCAGCGGAUGAAAGCAGUAGUCUGUAACAGUUACAAAGGAUUUGAUGCUUUGAUGAUGAUUGAAGAUGCCCCUGUUCCUGUCAUCACAAUGCCUGAUGAAGUUCUUGUGCAGGUGAAAGCUGCAUCAGUUGAUUUGGUAGACAUAAAAAUAUGCUCUGGGUAUGGUAGAGUACUUAGAAAACAGCUGAAUCAGUACAAUCAUGUAAGUAAGAAUGUAACAGGUGAAUUCCCAGUUGUACUUGGGAGAGACUGUGCUGGGGUAAUUAUUGAAAUUGGUCAAAAAGUGAAGAAUUUUGAAACAGGAGAUGAAGUUUGGUUUGUUGUUCCAUAUUGGAUGCAAGGAACAAUGGCUGAGUAUGUGGUUAUCAAUGAAAGUCAUAUAGCAAGGAAACCAAAGGGAAUAGGUUUUGAAAUUGCUGCUAGCAUUCCCUAUGCUGGAACUGUUGCAUGGGAUGCUUUGGUUAACCAAGCACAUAUUCAUUCAGUCACAGCUGAUGGUAAAAGGAUCUUGGUUCACAUGGGUUGCAGUCCGAUUGGUUGUAUACUGAUCCAGUUGGCUCGGUUAUGGGGAGCUCAUGUAACUGCUACAACAAGUUUACGAGCAACUCCUGUUGUUCAGGCACUAGGUGCUCAUGUUGUGGUUGUGUGUGGGAAAGCAGAUGUUCAGAAACAACUGGCAGUACAAGAGGGAUUUGAUAUUAUUUUCAACACAGAAGGAUCUGUUGCAUAUGAACCUUGCCUCAAAUUCUGUAAACCUGGAGGUUCUGUCAUAACAACAGAAACAUCAGAAAUUGCAUCUGACACAUAUGGGUUCUUCUUUGGAUCAAUUUAUGCAUUUUGGAUUCGAAUCAGAUGUUUGAUACAGGGACCCACUUUUUGGAGGACAUAUAAUAUGGGUCCAGCUGUACUGGAUCAACUGGCUCGUCUCUUGGAGGAUGGAAGCUUGCAGCCUGUUGUAGACAAAAUUUUUGCACCACAGGAUGCUGAACUUGCUUUCCAGCAUGCAGAAUCAUUUGAAGCCAUUGGGAAAACUAUUAUCAGAUUCAGAUUCGAGAAUGGCUGUAGAUGUGGAGCAUAUGACACUUAGUAAACAAGGAAGAAUUGGUUGUUGAACAAUUGAGUCAAAGAACUGUAAUUCUACUAAUCUCCAUGUAACAAAGAAAGGUGUAGGUUCCUGUAAGACACUGGAGGUCAACAUAGGCCCAAACCUAGGCUAUUAAGGCAUGAACCAGGUUACACACAUAUUAUUUGGUCUGGGGUAGGUUAAGGUGACAUCAGUUAAUAGUGUUCUCAACAUUUGACUUGUUUGGGCAUACAUUUUGUUAUGACUGAAAACUGAAGUACUUUUAUGGAAGAUUUCCCACAGCAUGUAAGUACUGAAAGGAUUACAGAUGUUUAUGAAUUAUAAUGUAUGUUGGCAGAAACAUUCAGGCAAAUUAUAAUCUUCUGGGGUAUUUAAAUACUGGAGGAUGAGAGAGAGUCAUGUCAUUUAGGGAUAUCUCGACACCUUAAGAAAAAACUUUAGGCUUCAGGAAUAUUUUUUGAAAAUUCAAAAUAGAAAUUUUCAUAUAUUAUUGAUGGAGGUAUGUUUUAUUUGUACUACAAUAAUAAAGCAGGUAAGUUUAAGGUAAACAGUGCAAUUAACAAAACAAAAAAUGGAGGCAAAAUGUCGACUUCUCCCUGUGUUUGGGGAGAUUUCGACAUGUGUAUGGGAAAUAUUUGGAGACUGUAAAUACUGAACAGAAACAACUUGAAUUCAUAAAAUAAUGCCAAUAAACAGUAAAUAUGCAAAAUUAAAAACAUGCGUUACAUGUGAACUGGUUAUCUGCUCCAUUUUCCAUGCAAGUUUCAUGAAACCAUAUUCCACAGUCGCCGAGACAUUUAACCCAUUGUUCACCAGCUUUGUCAUUGUAAUAGUAAGCACUGCACACAACACAGUAAUUUUCAUCACGGUUGAUGUUACUUGAGGAGCUGGGAACAUCCGUCCCGAGCUGUCGCUCUGAAUGGCGGCUAAUAAUUGUCUUCAUUUCAAUACGCCUAUUUUGCUUUUCACUUUUCUGUCUGCUCUCUCUCAGUUUUUCCCUGAAGGCUGCUGAUGUUACAAAGGCCGAUUCCUGUUUAUUCCUUCCUUUGCGAAUAGAGCAGUUACUUCGGGAUUUUACCCCUGGAACUGGUGACAAUUCUUGAAAGGAUGUAGAAGUUGAUGAGAGUGUAGGGUAGUCAAUAAUGUCUUGUGCAAGACGAACAGGAUCUCCACCAUUCAGCGCUGGCACAAGCUCUUACUCAAAGACAUCAUCUGCCAGUACACCAGGGUUGUAUGGGUAGAUUCCACAUUUUCGAAACCCACUAGUCAAGUUACCAACUGUUGCUGACUUAUCCCAUGCCAGCUUCAACAGGUCACAAAGUCCUCCUUGGUAAUUCCCUUCCCUGGAUGCUGGCGAACGAAGCUUCUGCAGGCCUCAUUGUAAAAGUGCUUAAGACUCUUGAAAAAAAACCCAUCAAGAGGCUGACACUUAUGGGUGCUAUGCGGGGGGUAGGCACAGCAUUCCUAAUUCUGAUGCUAUCUCAAGCACAUCUGGAUCUUUGCAAUGGGAUGCAUGUCCGUCUAAUAUUAGCAGAACUUUUCCUUGCGGUUUGCACCUGCUAAUAUGAUCAAGAAACACUUGAGAUUGCCUCAGACGCCAUGUACCGGGAGUCGGACAUGUGCACAAUGGAUCCAUUAGGCAUUCCUCGACAUGUCAAGAUCUCCCCAGUACACUGUGUCGAAACCUCCCCGAGUUACACGAUUAUAAUACAGAUGUAACCACUGGUCACAGUUGAAGUUUUUAUCAGUUCACAUAGCAUGGCUGUCCUUUAGAAAGUGCGAGUUGUCACCACAAUAACUAUUAAUCCAUAAAUGUCAUGUGCAUCCACUGGAAUUAUUAUUAUCUGGAAUGUAAUUAUUAUAGCGUGUGCUAUUUAGGGUAUGUAAAACUCACCUAGUCAUCUUUGAGGGUUCCGUACGAGGUUGAGAAUUACAAAAACAGACUCCUUUGAAGUUGCACGUUGAUCACAGUAUGGUAGGCUAUCUUCUGUACAGUUACAGUCUUUGCCCCCACAGUGCAGCUGUCGCUAGAGCGAAAUUUGUUAAAAGUGUCGAGAUCUCCCUAAAUGACCCUAAGCUGUUUUCAUAACCACAUCCUUCAUCAAGCAGAAUAAUAACUGGCAAAAUUUUCAGGUUCUCAUGUAAUGGGCAUGAAAUUGGCUGUCUUUUUGGAUGUUGCACUGUGUAGUCCGGUAGAUAAUGGUGAACAUUUACAGAGUAGCUUACUGCCUCCAUCAUGGUGAAACAUUCCAGAAGACAUCUUCAGAAUAAUAAUUUUGCUAAGAGUAAAUUUGUCAAAGAUGGUUGUCGUCUGGGUUGUGGUGUCUCAUCUGGUAGAAGUUUAUCAGCAUUCAUCACCGUGAUGGUGGAGGCAACAAGGACCUCUGAAAUAUUGAUAAACACAUCCUAGAAGACAGCCACCUUUGUACUUAUCACCAUGAGAACCUCAAAUCCUACUUAGUUAAUAGCUAAUUAAAUCAACAUUCUGUUUUCAGUCAGUCUGUUCUGAUGUUUUUUCUUUUGUAUAGAAUGCAGCAGUGGGAAAGAGAAACUACAGAGUAAUGGAGGAGGCUGUGUGUAAAAAAAGGCUUUCAUACAAUUUACUGUUAAUUUAUUUUCUUCUGUAACAAUAUCAUACAGAUUCAAGCAAAUUUUCCAUAACAGAAAUAAAUAUGAGGCAAUAUUUGAAUUUAAAACUGGUAAAUGUCCAGCAUUCUCAUUGCAGUUGUAGUUUUCCUUUACCUCUUCAAUCUUCUUCUCCAGAACCUGCUUCACCAUUUUCACCAUCUUCACCCUCUUCUCCUGCACUGAACACUUGCCCCUCAAUUUCUUCCUCGUCAUCAUCACCUGCCACUUCUGCAUUCUCUUGUUCAGCUUUCUCCAUCUGUCUUGCAAGUUCAGCUUCAUCAGUUGCUGUCACAACUUUAGGCUGCAUGAAAAGCAUAAACACAUUAAAACAUGAUUUGAAGAGUUCACUGUGAAUAGAUUCACUAGUCUUCUUGACAAACAUUCACAUCAGUGUUGAGUAAUAAAACCAUUGUUUUGGAGACUGGAUUUGUUUCCAUCAUGAAGGUCAAUGUGAGGAGUGAUCACACAUCUCUGAUAUAUAACAUCAAUCACUGCAAUGCCUCUUCCUCAUGUAUAUGUCCUUGACCUUAAGCAACACUGAACUGGGUCUAUAAAGGGAGUGUAGAUUGUUCAACUUUACUCUGCUCCCACAUUACCCACUGGGAAAGAGGCAUUACACUGAGUGACCAUAAAUGUAAAAAUUAAAUUAAACAAAAUGGUUACUACCCUCAGAAAAACUGUGAUUAGUCCACAAGAAUAUGACUGCAAAGCAUGAUAUUUUAGGCAUACAAGCAAAAUUAAAUGUAAUUUGUAUAUUUAAUACUGGUAUAAUUCUUUCAUCUCAACUCUUCCAAGUAGCCACAUUCUAAAAAAUAUACCCACAGCUUACAUCAUAUGAAGAUAAAACAAGCUAAAACUGUAUUUAAGAGACUUGUCCCUAAAGGGUGGCCUACAUAUGUCAAAGCAAGGCAUCAGCUCCUUACCAUCUACCUAUUAUGAUAAUACACUGCAGUGAUGGAUGUUGUAAACACCAACAUAAUCAAAAUACAGAGAUGAUGAGCUGAGAAUGUGUAAAUUUACCUACCAGUAAGGAUGAAAUAAACCCCACUGUAUAGAUAAAGGAUUGACAAAUGACAGUAUGAUUAUGAAUGUUCAGCUGGGAGGGAUAUAUAGAAAGCAAUUAUGGACUAUUUUAAGUUACUAAAAGCAGACAAUAAACAAAAAUACAAUAA